AAUUGACAUCUCAAUAGUGAAAUUACAUCAAAUAUCAAAUUAAAAAUUGUAAUAUUUAUACUUUUUCAAUUGCAUAUUUAAUAUUACAAGGAGUAUUAUACUAUUGCUAUAAUUUAAACUAUGAUAUCUUCACAAGAAGAGAUGGAAAAUUCCAUUACCUGCAUAGAAAAUCUCUUCAGGAACAAAUCCCUGGAAGAAGAAAAUUAUUCGCUCUUGUCUGAUUUUAAAGGUUUUCUAUCAGAUGAAUUAACAUUUCAAGCAAAAAAUGAAGAAACAUUAAAAGAAAAUAUAAAUACUCUCCAAGCCAUGAACAACAAUGAUAUAAAAAAUAAAUAUAAAGAACUUCAAGAAAAAUUCCAGACCUCCCAGAAUUAUUUCAAUAAAAUUAAGAAGGAAAUGAGUGAUUUCGCGUAUAAAAGUAACGCCGAAAAAAAUAUACUACAAGCAAAAUAUGAACAGAAAAGACAGGAAAUAUCUUUGGAAUAUAAUAAUAGGAUCACAGCACUUUUAAAAGAUUUAGAAAAAAAUAAAAUAGCAAAUAUGAAUGCCGAAAAAAGCCUCAGAGAUGAAAUAUCUUUGGAAAAAGCCACAAAAAAUAUACGGUUAAAUAAUCUAAAAGUGGGUUUACAAAAGCAAAUUUUGGAACUCAAUAAUGUCUUGACCAAUGUAAGAAGUGAGCAUAAAGAUCUCUUAAAAGAACUCACAUCAUUAAAAGAAGAACAAAACACGAAUACUGCAGAUUAUAAAAAAAAUGCUGUGUUGGAGUUUAAUACACCCAAUACUGAAUUAAAUAGAAAUUAUAAUACACCAAUAUGUAAUCAAUAUUCUUAUCCAAAAACUUACACACCUGUUAUUCAACAUGAAGAUAAUGUAAUAAAUAUCCAAAGUACAGGCAAUAUUUCUAGUCACAGUAUCAAACCAUAUCAAAGUAAUAAUAAAAAUUAUGUAUCUAAUAACCCUUCGAAAAUGUAUACACCUAAGAACCAUGAUAGCAAUAUAUAUGACCUGUCAUGUGAUGGAGAUGGUGAAAAUGUCAAUAAAAAUGAUUCAAUUUCCAGCACUAACUCAUCCAAAAAUAAUAAAGAAAACAUUAUACAAAGAAAACCAGUUCUUUUUGGAAAUAACAAAGGUUCAAAACGAUUUUGUAACUUCAAAAAGUAACAAUAAAAGUGUGUUUAUUAUCCU
This is a messenger RNA of Sitophilus oryzae (rice weevil), 1185 nucleotides long. Its product is annotated as coiled-coil domain-containing protein PF11_0455-like. Lineage: Eukaryota; Metazoa; Arthropoda; Insecta; Coleoptera; Curculionidae. The transcript is spliced from 6 exons. The record is from RefSeq and is a predicted model, not a curated record. The coding region runs from base 121 to 1161 and encodes 346 amino acids.